AUGGAGAAACCCGUGUUCAGUAAGGACGUUGUAAAGCACGGCAAUGUAUCAGACGAUUCAGACAAUGAACUUGAAGAUUACUUGAAGGCUGUACAAACUGCUGAACAUUUAACAGAAAAGCAGAAAAAAGAUGCUUGUGCUAUGCUAAAUGAUUACUAUGUAAGUCUUUUGUUGUCUUUGUUGAUUUCAGGUUGUUGCAAUCCAAAUUCUUCAAUAUUAUUAAUCUACUUUUUAGAAACUGAACCUGAAGUACAAGGAACGCUUAGAAAUGGACACACGAAUUAAGAUUGACAAAAAGAAGGGUUUUAAAAAGAAUGGCGAUCGGAUUUUGUUUAACAAUCUUAAAAGGAUUCAGGAGAAGAUCAAGGAGAUUGAAGGGAAAUUGGAGGACCUUGACAUAUACUUUGAUUUCAAUGUGGACGAGCCUGAGUAGGUCUAAUUAGCUUUAUUUCCGUUUUUUGCGAACAUUUAAUGUAUUUGGUAAAUUUUAAAAUUUAUGCUUGGCUUUUGUAAAUGUGACUUUUAGGAUCAGGGCGGUAUUUUACACCUCAAGUUCAUUUGAGCCGUUGAACGAGAAGAUUAACGAGUACAUUAACAAUCCGAACAACGUGAACAAGGAAGGAAUGUGAGUUGUGUACAUUUGAUAAUGUCAUUUAAUAUAAUGAGUUGUUUUUGCAGUAAUAUAUUAACAUAGAGCUUUUUUAUAUACGUUUAACAUUUAGUUACAAACAUAUUUCCAGGUUGGUCACUGAAAAAGUCGUGAAAAAGUUUUUGAAAGACCUGAAGGAGGAACAUGGUGAAGAUAGGAUGAUUAAGAAGGGGAUUCCGCUUAAUGAUGGAGAAGAACUUUGUGAGUACUUUAUUAUACGGCAUUUACUUUUAUGUUUGAUAAGCUGUUUUUAAAACAAAGAAAUAUAUUUUUGUAAAGUUAAUGUGUUUUUCUGUUACAGAUGUUUUUGUAAGACAACUGAUGCACAGCGUUUCCUCGUAUGUGCAUCUUCACCGUGUUCGUGUUCCGUUUUUUGAACGGUAUAAUCCAGGGGAAGCGAGUAGGUAUUUUAUAGUUUUUUAAAGUUUCCGUUUUUACUUUUCUAUUAUUAAUACUUUGUGGCUUUGUUAGUGGUUAAGGUAUGGUUUUUUAAUUUUAAGGUAUGGUUAAUUAACUAACUCAUUUUAGUUGAUGACUACAUUGAAGACGCUGUGAAAACCAUUGAAAGCAACGAAACUAAAAACCUUAUUAAAGAAGUCUGUAUGAAGAAAGAAGAACCGGCAAGUGAUGAGGAAAAAUGGGCGGAUGAUCUGGAAAAUGAAGAGUUGUUGAUGAAGAACAAGAAAGAAUUUGCUUCGGAGCUGUUAGAAGGUCUUUUAGAUGAUGAUAAAGAUAUAGAACUAGAUGAUUUGAGUAUUAUCGACAAGGAUGACGACAUUGUGGAGUUGGAGGAAGAUGAUGACACACAUGACGGGUUCGGACAAACUUUAAAUGAGGGUGAUGUUGUUAUUGGUGAUCGAGAAGUGAAGAAGCAAGAAAAGGAGGACCUUGACCUUAAGCUGCCAAGUACUAGUGACAAACAAGUCCCAACGAAAAGAAAAAGGCAUCAUUCGAAGACCGACAUCGUCAAACGACCAGUUUUGGACAAUUUUUUCAAGAAUUCGUCCAAUUUGGAUAUUGUCACUUUGGAAGAUUCUGACGACGACAUUAUCUGCAUCUCAUGA
This is a messenger RNA of Bursaphelenchus okinawaensis, 1713 nucleotides long. The record is from the annotation of a GenBank genome assembly. NCBI's taxonomy places the organism in Eukaryota, Metazoa, Nematoda, Chromadorea, Rhabditida, Aphelenchoididae.